AUUUGAGGUUCGGAAUGGGGAAAAAGAAAAGAAAAAGAAAGCUGAAGCGUGAAUAAAAUAGCAGGAACUACAAGCAUAUACGUGCCUAUAUUUAAGUAUUAUGUGUUUGUUUUUGUUUUUAAUUCCUUGAGUUCUGUGUUUGUGUUAUUGUCGCUUUAAGUCGUGUGGGCGGAGCUACGAUUGAUUGACACGUGCAGCCUUUUCCACAUGGUGACUGGAUGUUUUUUUUUCCAUCCUAGUCUUACGCUGAAAAAAAGAGGAAUAACAGGCUGGGUAAGCUUUUGUACUUCCAAGUUUGUGGGACCUGACUGAAAUAAUGAAGACAAAUGCAGAUGCACCGAGUGACCGUUGGAAGUUAGUAGGAAUCUGUUUCUUUAUCCUUGGUCUGGGAACACUGCUGCCUUGGAAUUUUUUCAUGACCGCCUCAAUGUACUUCAAUAACAGGCUUAACACGUCAGAAUGGAGCAACGGCACCCUUACGGCAACGAAGGAGUACUAUUUCAACAACUGGAUGACGCUGCUAUCCCAGCUGCCUCUGCUGCUCUUCACCUUACUCAACUCCAUCCUCUACCCACGGAUCCCUGAAAGGAUUCGAAUAGCAGGCAGCCUGGUCUUCAUCCUCAUCCUCUUCAUCCUCACAGCGAUCCUGGUAAAGGUUCCAAUGGAGCAAGACCGCUUCUUUUCCAUCACCAUGGCGACAAUCUGGUUCAUAAAUUCGUUCGGAGCAGUGCUGCAGGGGAGCCUGUUCGGCUUGGUAGGCUUGCUGCCUCAGAAAUACAGCGCACCGUUCAUGAGUGGACAAAGUCUCGCCGGGACGUUCGCCGCUCUUGCCAUGCUGUUCGCCAUCGCAAGUGAGACAGAUGAAGAAACUGCAGCUCUCGGAUACUUCAUCACUCCAUGUGUGGGGACUCUGGUAACACUGUUCAGCUACGUGCUGCUGCCCAAACUGGAGUUUGCCAGAUUUUACCUCAACAAGAGUAAAGACCAAACCUAUGAGAUCGAAGUUUCUGCUGAGCUUCUGCCUGAAGGAACACAGGAGAAUGGGGAACUGAACAUUCAGGCCACUGAUUCACUGCCUAAUGGAUCUCCCAAAAGUCCAGAGUGUGAUGGUGCCAAGCAAGCAUUUAUUUGUGUUGACACUGAGCAUGCCAAGCAAGCAAAGAGCUCUGUGUUGGAAGUGUUUAAAAAGAUUUGGGUGAUGGCGUUUUGCGUAACGUUCGUGUUCACGGUUACGCUCUCGGUCUUCCCCGCCGUCACGGUGGACGUGAAAACUGCCUACCCAGGAAAGUGGGAAAGGUAUUUUAUCCCUGUAUGCUGUUUCCUGCUCUUUAACCUGAUGGACUUGACUGGGAGAUUUGUCACCUCUUGGGUGCAAUGGCCUUCUAAAGAGAGUCGGUUGUUCCCGAUACUAGUGGUGUCCCGUAUGAUCUUCAUUCCUCUGCUGAUGUUAUGUAACGUUCAGGGCCGAAGCUUCCUGCCUGUAUUCUUUUCCAGUGACUGGAUGUUUGUCAUAAUCAUGCUGCUCUUUUCCUUGUCCAGCGGUUACUUCGUCUGCCUGUCUAUGACUUACGCACCGCAGUUGGCGGGUCCACAAGACGGAGAGACAGCAGGAGCUCUGAUGACCUUCUUCCUAGCUCUGGGGCUUUCUCUAGGAGCUGCUCUGUCCUUCUUGCUGCGGUUCAUUGUAUAGUUUAAUCCGACGCUUCUGCGAGGUGACCAGGCCCGGUCUGUGCCAUCGCUUCCUGACGUGUGAUCCGUUACCAGAAGCACUGCGGACAAAACAACCUAAUCACUUAAUUCUAUUUAAUGUUUUAGCAGAAGGCUGGAAAGAAAAAGAAAACACUGCCCUAUUUUUAUUGAGAUGUUUUUUAUUGCACUAUCUUGGUUUAUUUUCUAAAAGGGAAGUCUUGACGAUGAAAGAACAAAAAGGGAAUUGUUUAUUCUCGGGGGUGGGGUUGGAUUGGGGGGGGGUGUUUAUUCUCAGUUCAGUUUCUACCAAACUCUUCUUCCAGAGUAGUUAAAGUUGAAUGGUUUGGCGAGUGAAGCGGUGGAGUGAUGCAAUCCUUUCCUUUCAAUCACAGGGACUAUCACUUCAUGCCUUGUUUUUUUGUUUGGUUUUUGUGGCAUCUGCCAAAUGCUGGAAAUGUAAAUGUCGAAGAAUAGAAAUCGGCAUGGAUGGAUAGGAGAAAGAAUGGGAUCACCAUGGAUGAUGGAUGGAUUGGAAAAAGAAUAGUACUCACCGGGGAUGAGUAGGGAUAAAGAAUGGGAAUCAGGAGGGAUGCACGGGUAGAAAGAAUUAAGAAUUAUGAAUGGGAAAGAAUGAGAAGACGGACGGAUGGACAGAAGGACAGGAAAAAGAAUGGGACUAUGAAUAGAAGGUAGAAACCUUAAGAAGAAUGCUGGAUAAAUAUACGGAUGCACGGACGGAUGAAUGGGAAUCUGCCUGGAUGGAUGGAGGGAUUUAUGGGAGAAAGAAUGGGAAUCUGCCUGGAUGGAUGGAGGGAUUUAUGGGAGAAAGAAUGGGAAUCUGCCUGGAUGGAUGGAGGGAUUUAUGGGAGAAAGAAUGGGAAUCUCCAUAGAUGAGAGAAUGGGACUUUGCAUGAAAUCAGCCAUGUACCUUCACACUAUGACGAAAAAGAUCCUAUUGUUUAUUUGUUGUUAGCAAACCAGCAGUGGUGUGGAAAAAUUAGAUGCUGAUUUUUAUUAACUCAUAUCCUAAUGGUACUUUAACCAUUAAGCAUAACCUCAGGAACGUUCUUGUUACACACCUCGUGACAUGUAAAAAAUGAAAAUGUAUACUGUGCUGUUUUGGUUUUCUUGUUCACAAGAAAAAGGAAGAGAAAAAGGGAAGUUUUCGAUUUUGUCCGUUAAAAGGAACUCGUGUUUUAACCCACAUGCACACAGUGAACACCAGAUUUGUGCAGGAAGACGAAGGGAAAUUCAUAUACUUGCAGAAUUCUCUGAUUUCUAAGCCUCAGGCUGUAUUUAUAAGCUUAGUAGAACACAUAAUAGAUCAAUUUUGUUUAAGAUUAAACACUUUUUUUUUCCCAUGAAGUGUAACCGUGUAUUAAAAAUAGAACAUACAACUGAAUAACCAUGUUCUAUUCAGUAUUACGUGUAACCGAACAUGGAUUGUAGGAAUGUAUUUAUUUUUAUUUUUUUUGCAACGCAUAUUCAACGUAAACCUUCGCACGGAUCGAUUCUUAGAAUAAGGGAAAGACGCAUGGAGCAAUGCACACUACGCGAAUGUAAUUUAUCGUAGAGUAAAUUGAAGGCUUUUAGUGAAGCUCGUCUACGUGGUCCUCGAUGAGAGUUAUGGCAGGUCUACACUUCGGCCCUGUUUGUUUCGACUGGUUUGAAAUGGACCACAAAAGCCAAGCUGGACUUUUUUUUUUUUUUUAAACCGAGCUUUUCUCCUGAAUGCCUGUUUCCAUGGUAGCUUUUAGAAGUGUUUUGUUUCACUUUGCAGCUCUGGGCUAUAAAUCCCAUAUGCAAAUUCUGUGCAUUGGUAAAAGAUUUUUGUUUAGUGUGUGUUUUCAUGAUUUUUUUAAUUGUUUUAUGACUGACUGACUUUUGGUCCUGUAAUUGCUCAAUGAUGUUUUUUUUUUAAAUACACUUUAUUAGUUGUUGUUUUUUUUUGUUUUUUUAACAUUUAUGGUAGAUAUCCUUAACUAUGAGCAACUUGCAUUUAUCUCCUAACUUAUAUAUAUAUACAACUGAGCAAUUGAGGGCUGAAGUACUUGCUCAGGGGCCCAGAAGUUGUAACUUACUGUUUUUUUAUUAUUAUUAUUAUUAUUAUUAUUAUUAUUAUUGUAUGCUGACUUGAAGCAGGUUUGCUUUAAACUUUAAGCGAGGUGAAAAUAAAAAGGAUUAAGAUUCUCCUUAACCUCUAUCAGAUCUUUUGUGAGAAGUAAGAGGUGUAUCCUGAACUGAUUUCUAUCCAGUGUCUGAAUAUAUGUUCCAAUCACUUUGUAAACAAAAGCCUUUUUUUUAUUCAGAAGGAUGUACACCUUGAUCUGUAAGUUAAUAGCGACCUGAUGAACUUGUUUCUAUGCAUGAGACAUGGUUGAGUUCCAACACCCCAAUAAUAUGCAGGUUACUCGGCCCUCUAGUAGUUCUUGACUAUCUAUAUACAUAUUUGAAAGCCAUUGUAUUUAUAAAAAAAAAAGCGAUUUGCUGAAAUAAAAUGCGAUAUUUUGGCUGUUUUAUGAUGUGAGGUCAAAUAAAAUGAAUGGAUUUGUUUGGA
Molecule: messenger RNA, 4246 nt
Organism: Tachysurus fulvidraco (yellow catfish)
Lineage: Eukaryota; Metazoa; Chordata; Actinopteri; Siluriformes; Bagridae
Product: equilibrative nucleoside transporter 2
Exons: 13
Coding region: 317-1690 (457 amino acids)
Biological process (GO): nucleoside transmembrane transport; uridine transmembrane transport; thymine transport
Cellular component (GO): basolateral plasma membrane; plasma membrane
Molecular function (GO): nucleoside transmembrane transporter activity
Source: RefSeq, a predicted model, not a curated record